Molecule: messenger RNA, 2804 nt
Organism: Haemorhous mexicanus (house finch)
Lineage: Eukaryota; Metazoa; Chordata; Aves; Passeriformes; Fringillidae
Gene: UBAP1
Product: ubiquitin associated protein 1
Exons: 8
Coding region: 164-1726 (520 amino acids)
Biological process (GO): regulation of DNA-templated transcription; ubiquitin-dependent protein catabolic process via the multivesicular body sorting pathway
Cellular component (GO): ESCRT I complex
Molecular function (GO): ubiquitin binding; DNA binding
Source: RefSeq, a predicted model, not a curated record
CGUGACGCCAUCCCGCCGGCGGGGCCCAGACAAGAUGGCGUCGCCCGGGUCCGGCGGCGCCGAGCGGGGCCCGUAGGGACGGCGGGCGGUGACCGCGGGACGGCGGGACAUCGGGGCCGAGGGCCGCAGGUACCGGGCUAGACUGGGGGCACGCAGGUUCUAGAUGGCUUCUAAGAAGUUGGGAUCCGACUCUCAUGGGCCUUUCAGUUACCUUGAUGAUGUCCCAUUUAAGAUAGGAGACAAGUUCAGAACCCCAGCAAAGGUUGGAUUACCCAUUGGUUUCUGUCUGUCUGAUUCUUCUCAGCUUGUCAGAGAGGCCCAGUAUGACUUCUCGCUGGAAAAGAAAACAAUUGAGUGGGCUGAAGACAUCAAAAAAAUUCAGGCUGCUCAGAGAGAAGCUGAACGCAAGGCAGAAGAAGCUCUAGCAAACUCAAAAGCUGCUCCAGAGGACAGCACCAAGAUGGGGUUCUCAGAGGGACCUUGCCCUGAAGCCAUGCCUCCUCCUAUUAACCCCAUCCUUGCUAGCCUGCAGCACAAUAAUAUUCUGACUCCUACCCCGGCCAACACCAGCUCUGUGAAGCAAAAGGUCCUUAGUCCCCCUCGUCCAAAGGCAGAUUUCAACCCAGCUGAUUUUGAAUGUGAAGAAGACCCAUUUGACAAACUGGAAUUAAAAACUAUUGAUGAUAAGGAGGAAUUAAAAAAUAUCCUUGAAAUUCAUGUUGGUACUACUGGGCCAGUUGUUGCCCAGCUGUUAGAUAAUACUUUGCCUAAAGGAGGGUCUGAGUCUGUGUUGCAAGAUGAGGAAGUUCUGGCAUCCAUAGAAAAGGCCACGUUGGACUUCAAACCCCUUCACAAACCCAAUGGCUUUAUCACUUUACCACAGUUGGGAAACUGUGAAAAGAUGUCCUUGUCUUCCAAAGUGUCCCUUUCCCCCAUCACUUCAGUGAGCAAUAUCAAAUCCCUGUCAUUCCCUAAGCUUGACUCCGAUGAGGGUGAUCAGAAAUCAUCAAAGCUCACGAGCACUUUCCACAGCACUACCUGUCUCCGCAACGGCACUUUGCUUAGCUCUUUGCAGACCUGUGCUCAGAGCAAAGCCAGUGAACUGAAUGGACACCAUAUGCUUGGUCUUUCCGCUCUAAAUGAGGACAGUGGCAGGGAGACAUUAUCCUCUUCAUCCAGGCUGUCUUCCCUGGCUGUUUCGACUGUUUGUACAGAAGAAGAAUCAUCUCAAAGCACAUCGACUACGCAGGUACACCCAGACUACCAGGAAUCAGAAGUCCCUGUGGUAACACACCAAAACUUUGCAGUGUCUAAAGUGCCCAAUAACAGCAGCUGCACGAAGUGGCUGGGUGGUCUCACGGCUGAGCUGCAGCAGGGCCUCUCCCCCAGUGAGAGGCACUGUGUGGAGACUGUGGUCAACAUGGGCUACUCACCUGAGAACGUCCUGAAAGCCAUGAAGAAGAAGGGACAGAACAUCGAUCAGGUUUUGGAUUACCUGUUUGCACAUGGACAGCUUUGUGAGAAGGGCUUUGAUCCACUUCUUGUUGAAGCAGCUUUGGAAAUGCACCAGUGUUCAGAGGAGAAGAUCACAGAACUUCUCCAAUUAAUGAGUCAGUUUAAAGAAAUGGGCUUUGAACUCAAAGACAUUAAGGAGGUCUUAUUAUUACACAACAACGACCAACACAAUGCUUUGGAAGAUCUAAUGGCCCGUGCAGGAGCCAGCUGAAGACACAUUCCUGGAUUCUUGGUGUGCAAUGGAGCAGGACCAGCCCCGCCACCUUCACAUCCAGUGUGACUUGCUCUCAGCGGAAGGAGUCCAGUUUUUUGCAUACAAGGGAGAGUGACUGAGCAAGCCUGCCUGCGUGCAUCACUCCAGCAUUUCUCUUUCCACUGAGGGCCAACUUUCAUUCUUAAAUUAAAUUUUAAAGUGUCCUUUCCUAAGUUUCUUUUUUCCAGCUUGGCCACGGAAAGUUGAGACUGCCCAGCCUCGACUGGAAUUGUACAUAGGUAGAGAUGGAGUGGUUCCCCCCUCAUUGUUGCACUGGAGUUGGACAGAAGAAUAUUAAGUUGGUUCUGAAACUAGGAUGCUUUGGUUCUUUGAAGCUGCUUUCAUGGUGUCUUGUCUGCUUGUACUGAAUUACUUGACUGUGUCACAGUCCAGAGUACCUGGUUAAAUUUGACCUUUAGUGCAAUGGAAUUUUAUUUUUUGGUUGAAAGUUAGUCUGUAACUUAGUAAAACACUGGUUCAGAAACUGUCACUAUGCAUAAAGAGAGAACCUUGGGUUUUUUUGUCCUCUUGGUUUUUGUUUUUUACCCAUGCAUCCAACAUUUUUGCCAGACAUGAGUGUCCAGUGCUGAGUGGUAGGUUCCCUUGAAGCAGGUAAGCUGUGAACUCGACCCGGACCUGCAACUUGUGUUGGUUCUUGAACCUGAAGGCAGAGAGUUGGGGCUCAGUAUUUUCAAUCCCCCAGGCUUGUAGGUUAUUUAAGACAAUGCCCUGCUAGAAAGUCAGCUAAUCUUUUUGUUUUAAUAAUACACAGUGUGAUGCAGGAGAUUUCUUUCAAGCACUUUCUUAAAAACAAAUAUACUCACUGCAUUAGUUCCAUUUUUCACACUGCUAUAGAAUUACAUAAUAAUAUCUAGUACUACAAAUCAGGUUUGGGGUUGUUUUUGAUAGUUCAAAGCAUUACAUUGUACAUUUAUCAAGUUCUAAAUACAUGAAAUAUCAGCAGUCUUGAGGAAUCUCUAAUUUGCUAAAUAUUUUGAUUCUGCAGAAGAACAACUAAUAAAACCCUGAAAUAUAA